AUGUCUCUUCAGAAGGGUAUUGCAUGCAGCGAUAAGACGAAUGCUGUGUAUAUCACUGGCUUGGGUCAUGAGUACCCGUCCCACUCAAUCAAGCAGGAGCACUUCAUGGAACUGUUAGAGAAAUUGCACCCCGACGAAGUAAAUUCACCAAUUAUCCAAAAACUGGGGCGAUUCAAUGGUAGAUCAAGAAUCCUCUCUCGCCCAACUACCAUCGACUUCAAUAGAUGUACCGGAGAAGACGCCAUACCUCCAGAAAUCGACUGUAUCUCCCGCAUAUUUCGCACUUCAGGGGUACGGCUUGCUACCUCUGCGUGCAAGAAGGCUAUGCAAGAAGCUCAACUUGGACCUCGCGAUAUAACGCAUACUGUGGCAGUGACCUGCACUGAUCAGAACAAUCCAGGAUACGAUCACUUUGUAUGUCAAGAGCUUGGACUUGGGUCAAGUGUGCAAAGGUCGUUACUCCAUGGUGUUGGCUGUGCGGGUGGUUUAUCGGCGCUUCGUACAGCUGCUGAUAUUGCCGCCGCAGCAUCACUCAGAGGUCGGCCUGCACGCAUUUUGGUAAUGGCAUGUGAGUUGUGCAGUCUCUUUCUUCAAGCAGAGCUACAAGCCACCCUACAAGACGGAGAACUACACAUAGGUCCAGCAUUAUUCUCAGAUGGCGCAGCGGCGCUGGUGGUAUGCAACUAUCUUGCAUUAGAGGAGAAGCAAACACCGGUGUUCGAAUUGGUAGAGUGGAGUAGCAUGGUAGUGCCCGAUACUUCCGGACAUAUGUCUUACGUUAUAAAGAAGAAUGGCAUGAUAGCCACUAUCAGCAAAUUCGUUCCAGAAGCAGCCAUCAAGGCCAUCAUACCCAUGUUCAGACAUCUUCGCGCUGCCUUCGAUAUUACCCACAAGGCUGCGUCGUUGGUCCGCAGUCAGGCUUCAAGCUUCGAUUGGGCGAUACAUCCAGGCGGCGCGUCCAUUCUACAAGGGGCCAAGCAAGCCCUGUGUCUCACUGAUGACCACAUUCGAGCCUCACUCGACGUCUACCAACAUCAUGGCAACUCAUCAAGUCCAACCGUUCUUAUCGUGCUAGAUAAACUCCGUAUGAUGGGAGAAGGCAGAGAGAACGUGGUCGCCACCAGCUUCGGACCCGGGCUUAUAAUCGAGAUGUGCAUAAUGAGGCGGUGUCGUCGCAUUGUUGUGCCACCUCCAUUCAUGAUCGACAAGCAUACCUCUUGCAAAUUACAUGUUGAGCAAACUGAAGCACCACCGGCCGUCCAAGGCAACGACGACGUCACCGAAGCCGGUGAGAGGCUGGCAACGCCACCUUCUGCAUCCUUUAAGAACAAAUUAAAGAGAUACCAAUACACAGAGACACGGACGAUGCAAGAUACUCCAUUGUUAUCUGCAUCGCCAACAAAAUCUAGAAAGCGUAGUAGGACGACCGCAACGACUGCUGUCAAAAGCUUUCCCGAAUCGUCCGCAAGACCAAAAAAGAAGCGGAUGCCUAGCAGAUAUGCCGACCCAUCCAAAUACGCACAUCUAUCACCACUGGUCGACAUACUUCAGCCCAAUCUGAUAUGUGUCUUCGUUGGCACGAAUCCAGGCGUUCAGACCGCCGCCGCCGGACACGCAUAUGCGCAUCCUUCCAACCUAUUUUGGAAGCUCCUCCAUUCUUCAGGGCUUACCGACCGUCGACUGAAGCCUGAAGAAGACCGGAGUCUCCCUGAUCUGUAUUGUAUGGGCAACACUAAUAUCGUCGAGAGACCAUCCAAAGACGCUGCUGAGCUUUCGAAAGAGGAAACAGCAGCAGGUACCGCGAAACUCGAUGCCAAGUUCCUAAAAUACAAACCAGAAGCUGUAUGCAUAGUAGGGAAGGGUAUCUGGGAAGCGAUAUGGAGGUAUCGCUAUGGUAAAAACCUUGGCAAGAAAGAUUUCAAGUACGGAUGGCAGGAUGAAGAACACAAUAUGGGCAAAAGCAGGGAUGACAAGGAAGAGCGAAAUACCAACGGGAAUGUGUGGAAGGGGUCCAGGGUAUUUGUUACCACGAGUACGAGUGGACUAGCGGCGAGUCUAAAGCCGGCCGAGAAAGAAGCUAUCUGGAAGCCCUUUGGGGAAUGGGUGCAGAAGCGAAGGGCUGAACGAAACUUUCUGCCUCGGCCUUUGGAGGCCCAGGAAGCUAGCGACGAGACGCUAGAACCUUGA
Messenger RNA from Alternaria burnsii, 2187 nucleotides. RefSeq names its product polyketide synthase. Bases 1 to 2187 code for a protein of 728 amino acids. Gene Ontology annotation, molecular function: acyltransferase activity; mismatch base pair DNA N-glycosylase activity. The transcript is spliced from 4 exons. NCBI's taxonomy places the organism in Eukaryota, Fungi, Ascomycota, Dothideomycetes, Pleosporales, Pleosporaceae. Gene Ontology annotation, biological process: base-excision repair, AP site formation. The record is from RefSeq and is a predicted model, not a curated record.